Mycena indigotica is the source of this 2961-nucleotide messenger RNA. RefSeq lists its product as uncharacterized. The transcript has 6 exons. Gene Ontology annotation, biological process: regulation of DNA-templated transcription; sexual reproduction. NCBI's taxonomy places the organism in Eukaryota, Fungi, Basidiomycota, Agaricomycetes, Agaricales, Mycenaceae. The coding region runs from base 1 to 2961 and encodes 986 amino acids. The record is from RefSeq and is a predicted model, not a curated record. Gene Ontology annotation, molecular function: DNA-binding transcription factor activity. Gene Ontology annotation, cellular component: nucleus; Tec1p-Ste12p-Dig1p complex; Ste12p-Dig1p-Dig2p complex.
AUGGCGACUCCGAGCGGCAGCACCGAUUCACUUGCUUCGGGGUCAAGUAGUAGCCAUAAUGCGAACCCGAGCUAUGGUUAUCCACACACCGCACUUGCUAUGCAUGCCCACCAACAUUCACAUUCACAUACACUCCCUCUCCCUUCUCCCCGCCCAAGCUUAGGACUUUCAACCUCUGCUCCAUCGGCGAGCAAUUCCGGAUUGGGGGUCGAGACCGAUGAAGGCGGCGAACAUACCGCCAGACCGGGCAAUGCUCACCAGCAUGCCGCUUUUCUCGGCAAUCCGCAUCACCACCAGAGCUUACCCCUCCCCGCAACUUUGGACAACAUGCGCAAUAGCCACACCCUCAUCACGACCAAUGGUCCUCUUACAACGGACCCCGAGGAGCAAACACCUCAGCACAUCGAUCCAGACGCAUAUGGAGGUACAGUCCGUACCUUGGCAGGGGCUCUUUCGAGGCCUUUAACCCCACAAGAGGCUGAAAGGCUUGAGACUCUUGACCGCCUUAAAUUCUUUCUCGCUACAGCACCUAGUCGCUGGGAUGUCGAUGGCGAAAUGGACGUCGGUCCUCAUCUGGGCCACCAUCCAAGCGCCAUAACUCCUACUUCUCAUCCUGCCCUUAACCGCUUCCUCCUCCCAUCUCAAGAGUACGUAUCGUGCGUAUUAUGGAACGGGCUUUAUCACAUCACCGGUACCGACAUCUCAAGCGUGCUAACUAAGCAGCAGGCGUUUUCUCGACCAGUACGCAACAUGAAAAAGUUCGAGGAAGGCGUUUUUUCGGACUUGAGGAAUUUGAAGCCAGGGACUGAUGCUUGUUUGGAAGAGCCUAAAUCGCCGUUUCUCGAUCUUCUAUUCAAAUACCAAUGCAUACGCACGCAGAAGAAGCAGAAAGUAUUCUACUGGUUCUCAGUGCCGCACGAUCGACUGUUCCUUGAUGCAUUGGAACGCGAUUUGAAACGCGAGAAAAUGGGAUUGGAACCCACCACUCAGAUCACAGGGGAACCAGCGCUGUCCUUCACUUACGAUAAUAAAAAGUCGCUAUACGAGCAGUUCGUCCUCAAUCGUGGGCGCGAUGAGGAUCCGUCGCCCGCAGGGUCGCGUAACCCCUCUGUCGGCUCACGCGACGACGACGGCGUAAAUGCAAGCUCCACGCCGUUCUUCGCCAUGUUUUCAUUAUUCGAAGGCAGUCCAACAUAUAAACAACGACGGAAAAAUAAAACGAAGCCAUCAAAUCUUGGUCCCGCCUUCGCGAUGGACGAAGAGGAAAGGCGAGGGAGAUCUGUGGGGAGAUAUGUUCCUGGAACGUCAAACGACCCAAUGGCCGGUGUGGCUGGAUUAAGUGCUGCAGAUAUGUUUAUGAUGCAAGCGAGGGGUGAAUUGCGAUCAGGCCGAGUCUACCCUAAUCGUCAUGCUGAGCAGCUACAACAUCCCAACAUACUGGCUGCUAUCCAACAAAGCCACGAGGAUACCAUGCGCGAGGCAUAUGCUGCGAAUCAACAAGUCGUAGCUCAGCAAGCCGCUCAGGCCCAAACACAGUCAACCUCGACAACUUAUGCUCCAGCGUCAUUCCCCGCAUCCUCCUACAAUCCUACCGAACUGAAAACCAAAGCAUUCAUAUGUCCCUUGUUUUCUUGCGGUCGACUCUUCAAGCGCAUGGAACACCUCAGGAGACAUCUUCGCACCCACACGAUGGAGCGACCGUUUGCGUGUCCGCGAUGCAACAAGCGGUUCUCAAGAAGCGACAACUUGAAUCAACAUGUUCGAACCCAUGUUCGUGCGGAAGGGACUGCAGGGAGUGGCGAGGCCUGGGCCAGUGGCGGUACCAGUGAGGAUGAAAGUGGGGGAGAAGAAAUCGAUGAAUUAGCUGGUGAUGAUGAUCAGACCAGCGGCAUUGGCAUGAAUCUUGAGAUGUAUGGUGGCUCUGCUGGGAUCGGGAUGGGUAUGGGUAUGGCUGGCGGUGUUGGUGGCAUUGGAGCGGGGGCUAGGCAAUUGAACGCCUACGAUGUUCAAAUGUGCGAGGUCGAGGUUCCCGGCGAUGUCAGGGAAGUUGUCGGCGACGAGGAAGGUCUAAUGAUGCCCCAGCCAACGGCGUUUUACCCAGGUUCCGCACCAGCGACAAGUGCUUCUUUCGGUUCCAGAAGCACGAAUGAUCAUCCUCAAUGGGCAACCCUCCGAUCAUCCCAAUCUGGUAGCCCUGCCUAUAGCACUAUGAGUGUUCCUUCCCCACCUCCGCCAGCCACCCAGUUCGCCCGCCAUUCUUCUGGGUCAUCCAGCGGCUCUUUGUACGAUAUGACAUCAGUCUCUGCGCCUUCACACAAACAAGCAUUUGAUCACAGCUCGUUAUACCCUCCUGGAAUGAUAGUCGAGUCCAGUGGAGGAGGUGCCGUCCGAAGACAUAGAAGCAUGACUCCUUCCCUCGCUCGCAACGGCGAUCCUAUACGUCGGCCGCUCACAUCCAACAGCGGUGAAUUUCCUGGGGUUGUUGGUGCUUCACCGUCCCGCGGAUAUCAUCCAUACGCCUACCCGGGUUCUGCAUCAGGCUCACGUGCAGGCAGCACCCACUCAAGCCCAUCGUUCAACAACCAUCUGCCCCUGGCACCAGAUUACGGUUUGCGGCGGUCUGAUUCACGCAACUCAAAUUUGAGUGGUAGUGGCAACAGCGGGAGUGGAUUGGGUGAUCAGAUGCGGCAAAUGAUGACACUCGAUGGAGAUGGGCAACAAGGAGGGCAAUACGCAAUGUAUAGGUCGGAAUCACCAGCAGCAUUCACCGGAACUGGUUCUCCACAACCAUUCACGACUUCGCCUGGCAUGUAUGCUACAGACUUGCCACCUCAACAACAACAUCCUCAUGCCCAAACCGUUCCGGCCCAGUUUGAAAAGUUAUAUGUCAUGGAGCAGGCUUAUGCACCAUCAACGGCUUCAGAUUAUUACCAACACCCACAACAUGUCAACACAGUCUGA